Fusarium falciforme is the source of this 1725-nucleotide messenger RNA. Its product is annotated as Zn(2)-C6 fungal-type domain-containing protein. Bases 1 to 1725 code for a protein of 574 amino acids. Lineage: Eukaryota; Fungi; Ascomycota; Sordariomycetes; Hypocreales; Nectriaceae. Gene Ontology annotation, biological process: DNA-templated transcription. Gene Ontology annotation, molecular function: zinc ion binding; DNA binding. The transcript has 5 exons. The record is from RefSeq and is a predicted model, not a curated record.
AUGUUUGACACGAACCCAGGAAGCCAUAUCGAACAAGAGGUCAGCUGCGAGUAUACUUUACUCCUGGUGGAGCUAAGUGAAUUACUUCAUAAGGCCGGCGGGCUUAUCCCAAAUGAUGGGGAUUGGGGCAUCGCAAUCGACCCCAAUGCUCGCAAUUUCGAUCCGGCAAAACGGUUUUCAGAAGAUUUUUCAAACCCCCCUGAUACCCAUGCCCUGGUUUUGUGCUAUCCCUCACGCGACUCGAACCUCGGCAGCCAGCAUCCUUCUCCAUCACAGAUACCCUUUUACUGGCAGACAUUUGUUGAAAACGUCAAUCUUUUGGUGCGAGGGCUUUUGGGUCAGGAGAAGGAGACCCUGAUCAAUCAGUAUCGCUGUGCUACUGAGCAGGCACUUGCAAGAGCAGAGUUCAUGACGUCUACAGACCUAAUAACGCUACAAGCCUUUGUCUUGUAUAUUUUUUCUCUGAGGCAAUACGCGCAACCACGGCUGACUUGGAACCUCACUGCACUCGCUGUGCGUAUAGCCCAAGGCAUUGGAGUGCAUCUUGGCCCCAACCCUCAAGAGUCUCCCUUCGACUUGGAGGCCCGAAGGAGACUGUGGCUCUGCCUCUGGAUGUUGGAUUUGAAGACAGCUCUGGAUUUGGGUACCGAAUGGUUGAUAGCUGACGAUUGUAUCCAUGUCGGACCUCCACUAAAUAUCGACGACUCCGACCUUGAUCCCGCGUACACGGAGCAUCCAACUUCAAGGACAGGCAUGACCGACAUGGCCCAUAUGCUAGUCAAGUAUGAGAUUGGCUUGCUGUUCAAGAAGUUGACACAUGCACGAGGACAGAAGGGCCCUCGACCCUCCAGUGAAGACGAAAUGGAAGAACUUGUGGCAAAGUGCAAAGAGCAGAUACAAGAGCGCUACCUUGGGCACUGCGCAGAUGGCGGCCUGGAAUGGCUUACGGCCGCUAAUGCAAAGUUGUCCCUUGCCACGGCACCCCUUCUCAUCCAUCAUCCUGUCUUGUCUUCCGAGUUGCGGCACUCUGUCUCAAACACCCUUCGGGACCGUCUAGUAGCGGCGUCUAUCGAGACUAUUGAGUGCUUGCACGUGUUGGAGACGAUGCCGCCGCCUCAUCGUCGAGGCUGGAUGUUCGGCACUUAUUUACAUUGUCUUGGAAUGCCUUGGGACUUGUUCAAACUUGUGGAGAAGGGGAAACGAAUACACGAGGUUGGCCUAGUCUCGGAUGGCCAAGGACCCGACGGCAAGGACGCAGUCGUCCCGCCGUCAACUGCCCGGAUCGGGGUGAGCGCCGAGAUUCCUCGCCCAGUCGAUACCACCUCUUCGAAUCUAUCAGACAUUAGAGGUUCCAUCAGUAGCAUGAGACACGAGCUGCACUCUAUUCCUGAUGGCUUCCCGGAAACACCAAACUCCUUCUCUCGGAUAGGCCUCUCAGGCGACGACGCAAUGUCGUUCGAGACGUCAUCUGUCAGACCCAACUUCCCAGAAUUCAACGAGCAGAUUAUACCUGGCGGCAGUCACUCAGUCAGCGAGUUUACGGACAAUCUGCCCAUAUCUGAAGGUUCCUUGUCAGUAAACCCCGCAUUCUCGGGAUUGUGGCUCACGGAGAACGAUGCAUCCUGGGAUGCGAGCCAGGCAUUAACAGAACCAUCAGUUGACAAUACGACGGAAUACUGGGCGGUAUGGAAUGGUUUGGUCGGUGAUCUUGAGAUGCAGCAUUAG